This is a messenger RNA of Macrosteles quadrilineatus (aster leafhopper), 4543 nucleotides long. Its product is annotated as clavesin-1-like. The coding region runs from base 78 to 953 and encodes 291 amino acids. Lineage: Eukaryota; Metazoa; Arthropoda; Insecta; Hemiptera; Cicadellidae. The transcript is spliced from 6 exons. The record is from RefSeq and is a predicted model, not a curated record. Gene Ontology annotation, molecular function: phosphatidylinositol bisphosphate binding. Gene Ontology annotation, cellular component: membrane.
UAGGCAGAAGGUUGUAAUUCUUAUGUUUUGGGUUCAAUUUAGCCCUUCUUCUACUGUAGUUCUGUAGUAGUGAAAAAAUGGCGGAGUACUGUGACUUUGACUGGACUGGUUAUAGAGUGCCCAUUAGUCCCUCUAGCGCUCCUUAUACACCAACUAAAGAGGUUCCUCUGGGGAAAGAAGAGGCUUUAAAAGUUCUCAAAAGUAAAGUUGACUCUAACAAAGAAUUACCAGAAAUGACAGACAUGUUUCUCCUGAGGUUUCUGCAUGCCCGGAAGAUGAAGGUAGAAGAAAGUUACCAUCUACUAUGUAGAUAUCACCAGUAUAGGAAGGAGAACCCUGCACUGUUUGCCAAUAUGAAUCUCAAUGAUACACUGAUACAACAAGCUCUGUAUGAUGGUUUCCCUGGUGUUUUGGCUAACAGAGACAGACGAGGACGGUGUGUUCUGGUGUUCUUCUGCAACCACUGGGACCACUCAAACUAUUCUCUAGAAGUCAUCUACAGGUCUCUUCUUCUGACCCUCGACCGUCUGUUAGAGCAGGAAGAGAAUCAGAUUAACGGCUUUGUGUUUAUAGUGGACUGGACUGACUUUUCUCUCAGACAGUCGACAAAUAUAAGUCCAAGAGUCCUGAAAUCAAUGGUGGAAGGUCUUCAGGAUUGUUUCCCAGCUCGAUUCAAGGGAGUUCAUUUUGUAAAUCAGCCGUGGUACAUUGAAGCGGCCCUGAUGGUUGUGAAGCCUUUUCUCAAAGAAAAGACUAAAGAAAAGAUCUGGAUGUACGGCAACAACUUGUCCGCUCUCCAUGAGGCAGUGAAUGCUGAUUUGCUGCCAGCUGAACUCGGGGGAGAGUUGCCUACACACAAGCCUGCUAGCUGGGCCGAUUAUAUGUUGACAUCAGACGCCUCCUCCAGAUGGAAGGAAAAGGAUAUCGGAAAAGUCUAUCCAGAUGAAAACUAAGAGCAGUCAAACUGCAAGACCAUUUAAUUUAAGAGAAAGUUUUCUUGUUUAAGUACUUCAUGGAUCUAUGGGUGCGGCAUUUAUUUUUAUUGAUAGAUUUAGAUUUAAAAUCUAGAAACUAUACUUAAAUUCAUUUUAGUUUAUAUUUGAUUGACAUUAGUCACACAAUAUGGCUAAUCAAGGAGUUUUUAUGGAUAGUGUUCAGUGAGCUUGCAUGAAAAAAUUACAGUUCAAAGAGAUAGCUUAUGGAUAAAAACCACAGAUCUAACCUUUUUCUUUGUACAUCCAAAAGCUCCUGGUCUCUAAUUUUUUCAUGUGAGCUACUUUAUCUUUAAAAAACUUAAAUUUCAUGUGUUUAUUAAUAUUGUAACCGUCCUGAAAUGUGAUCUUAAUUAUGUUUUUAAAACAUAAUUAUCACUUCUAUGGAGUACAUUGGAGUAUUCAAUAGUUAGGUUAUUUUGUACUACAGUAGUAAGCAUUUUUAGUAUCAACCUGGUUUUCUACUUAUGAGCCUUACUUAACCUAUGAAAUAUAAAUCAUUUUCUAGCCCUGGACAGGCGACAGGCACACGAUUUGCAUGUGAUGCGCUUAUAAGCACAAGCAAUGAUUGUGCCCCUCUCCACCUACCUUGAGGGUAAAUCUUUUUCCUCCUUGCGCUCCAACAAACCCAAAACCUCUUGCGCUCCUGGGCCCAAGAACUUAUCAAAGUGGCUCUGAUCCCAAAUAUUUAUAGGUAUAUAAUAUGUUCUUCAUUGGCCUAGAAUCGAUGUUCACUAGGUUUAUCUUCUAUCUAUUAAAAAAGAACUCACAUCAUUCUUUACUUUAAUGGUUUAACUAAUCCUAAAAGUAUUUACUUGAUAUAUGCUAUACAUAUAUAGUAUAAAGUGGGACGGAAUCUUAUUUAACAGUUUAGCAAACAUUCAAGUUUGGUUAUGUCGUUAUGUCUUAUCUUUGUAAUGUCAUAUCUUGUCUUACAUUAUUUAUUUGAAUGUGUCAAAAUAGUAGAAAACAGUUUGGUGUUACUAUUGAUAACAUUGUUUAAAUACGUUUUUACUUAAAUUACUAGCUGCCUGGUUUUCGAAUCAAGCUAAUAUUAUUGAAUAAGAUUUAAAUCUAUUUAAAAAAUCUUUCUCUGUCAAUGCUUCCUCGAUACUUAUCUUCCUUUGCCUCUAGUCUUUCUUUCUCUAAUGAUCUUGAGGAUAAAUAGUCUCUAUACGUCAGAUAAAAUCCUACUGUGAUAAUAACUUCUAAAUUUGUGUUGAUGUCAGAAAGCCUUUGUGGUUUUCUAGCUGUUUAGUUUGUUUGCUCUUGUAUUCAUGUAAUUAUUUUAUCUACAGUUUAAUAGUGAUAUAUUAGCUAGAAAGGGAGUGUCUAAAGCUUAUUCUAUAGUUCAGGGGACUCCACCUUUUUUACUCAGGGGCCAUUUUAAUUUGUUGGAGUAGGCUAAAGGCAGGCACCAGUUCAGUGUUGUUUUACAAUUUGAUAUCAAUUAUUGAGAAAAAAGUGGCAAGUGAGAAAUGUGUACCUAAUAUAAAAAAAUCUUAAUAGGUUGUUUGACCUGGAAACUAAAAAUUGUUCAUCAAUUUUGAUGGCUGAAAAAUAAAAAUCCUUGAAUAUUAAAUUUGAAUUUUAGAAUGGUGGUAAAAAGCAUUGAAUCCAUUUUGUCGGCGGUGUAAAAUUGGUUCUCUUUUAAUGUUGUAUGACAUCGUCAUUGUGGAAGACAAUUAUGGUAUUCCUGAGACCGUAAAAUGCUCACGAGUACUGCCAUGUUCGCGAGAGACGAUCACGCUAUCACUGAGGCCGCAAGGCAUUGUCACGAGUACUGCCAUGUUCGCGAGAGACGAUCACGCUAUCACUGAGGCCGCAAGGCAUUGUCACGAGUUUUGCCGCGAUUGUGAGAGACAAUCUUCAGCCAACACUAUAAAAAAAUAUUAAUUUUUAGUUGUCUACACUACUUUUAGGCAGGCCAAAACAAUCUAUUACCGGCUGGAGGUUGGAGACCCCUUGCUAUGGAUACUUCAAAUGUAAAGAUAUAGCUUGAUGAAAACAAAAACUCUUCUCUAAUCUCUGUAAAAACUAAUCCUCCUUGUGAUAAUAACCGUUAUACAGUAUAACAUUACAUAUGUCAAGAAAUAAUCAAUUAAUUUAUUUGUAAACUAUAAGGCUGUCUUAGGCACACACAUUUAGAGAAAGCACAAACAUUACUAGAUAAUACCAAAUAUAACUCUAACAUCAAGAUUAUAGUUUUAUACCUACAGUAUUAAGCUUAAUAUACUCUUUCAUUGGCUUAUGUAGACAAGUCUACAGUUGAUUUUUUUAUGUCUGGCUAAUUUUUUUUUUCUAUUAGUGAACAUUUGAACAAUUGAAGAUUAAAUUAAUGUGUGUAAGUAAACAAUAAGUCCUUUAUGGAGUACAAACUAAACCAAUGGUUACUUAUCAUAAUAUCCAGUUCAGAUAUGACAAUAAUUUGUAUUAUUUCUUACAAUUAAAAUAAUGUAUUUUAUACCUACCAACACUUUAUAAAAUUAAGUUAGUCAAGUGAUAAGUUAUUAGAAAAUAUAACUUGCUCUGUCUGUAUGCUUUGUAUAAAUUCAGUAUUAAACCAUAUUCUAAAACAUUUGUUUCAGAUUGUGAUUAUAAGUAUGAAUAGCAUGUUUAUGUGCUUGUUUUAAGAGUUGUAUUCAUGAUAAUAUUCUUACUCAAUUUGUGUAACACUAAUCAAAUAAUAAUCUCACCUAUUUAAUGAUUUUUAAGUUAGUGGAUUUUAAAAUGUAUUUUACUUUAUAUUGUUUAUGUUUUUGGAAUACAAUAUAAUUUUUGUAUUACAGAUUUGUAUACUUGUUUGAUAUUAUUUGUUCUAAAUUAAAAUGUUAUUCUAUUGAAGUAUUUCAAUAAUUUGGUUUUCUCAUAGGUUUUUAUGUUAACACAGAUCUAUUAUUUACUACUUUUUUGUAUGUAGCUUACUUAUUUGUGGAAGUCAGGAAUUUUAUACAUUAUGGUUUUAGGUAUAAUGCACAACAUACAUAUUUUAAUAUGUAGGCCUACCCUUAUACACCUAAUUAGAUACCUAUAUAUUUUUGUUAUGUCAAGUGUUGAAUUAUGUAUCAACUCAUUUGAUAAAAACUGAAAACAAAUUAUUUUAUCUGUACUACACUAUUAAUCGUAUUACGACAUUCUGGUUGAAUAAGUAUGCAGAAAAACAGUACCUUUUUUAAUGUUUUGCGAUGUACAGGAAGUCAAAUGUAACAUUUCUGGAUACAUUUUAAUUUUAUAAGUAUUGUUGUAGUAUUAGCUGUUUGGUACUCACUGUGUGAUUACUCAGAGAAUAUGGAUCAGAGGAUACUGUUAACACAUUGAGUGAAAAUAUCAGUGGGUGCUUCCCCAAGACCAUGAAAUUGUUUUUACAUAAAAUCUUACCUUUUGUUCCCAGAAGUGAGGAUCCAGAUCAGGUCGGAAAUAGGGUUUUGAGCUGUUUUUUCCAAUAAAAUUUGUGUUUAAAAUCGCCAGUCAUGGGUGAUUCGGCUGGCCUGUGCAAUAAUAUUUGCGGGCACCGUGACAAAAAUACUCCAUUUUUGGUCUCACAAACGCAG